Messenger RNA from Andrographis paniculata, 867 nucleotides. RefSeq names its product 1,4-dihydroxy-2-naphthoyl-CoA thioesterase 1-like. The transcript is spliced from 4 exons. Bases 252 to 749 code for a protein of 165 amino acids. Gene Ontology annotation, molecular function: 1,4-dihydroxy-2-naphthoyl-CoA thioesterase activity. The record is from RefSeq and is a predicted model, not a curated record. Gene Ontology annotation, biological process: phylloquinone biosynthetic process. Gene Ontology annotation, cellular component: peroxisome. Lineage: Eukaryota; Viridiplantae; Streptophyta; Magnoliopsida; Lamiales; Acanthaceae.
UUGUAAAAAUGGCAACAUAAAUAAAUAUCCACGUUAUUCUCAUUGCAUAUGAGAGAGGAAGACAGAGAGUGUGUCGGUGAUUCUGUGAUUGCAAUCCACUGACCAUUUUCUCGUGGACGAAUGUCGAAUCUAAGAAAAAGAUGCGCUCUGUUUUCAGUUGCAGUUGAUCAUUGCAUCUGAGCUCCGCACAUUCUAAUUUACGGACAAAACCUAGCUAGAUUCUUUCGACAGCAUUAAACUCGAUCGUAAGGAUGAGCCAACUACCACAUUCUGCAGGAAGUUCAGAAUCGCCAUCGAAGACAGAGUUAUUGGAUGCUCCUCUUCACACAAUUGGCUUUAAAGUCGACAAACUUUCGCCUGAGAAAGUUUCUGGACACCUACUGAUCACUACCGAGUGCUGUCAGCCGUUCAAUAAGCUCCAUGGAGGUGUGUCGGCACUGAUAGCUGAGGCUUUAGCGAGCAUGGGAGCUUACGUUGCUUCUGGGUAUAAAAGGAUAGCCGGUAUACACCUCAGCAUUCAUCAUCUGAAAAGCGCACAGGCCGGCGACUACAUUUACGCCGAGGCUACACCAGCCACUCGUAGCAAGUCCGUACAGGUGUGGGAUGUCCGGAUCUGGAAGCUCGACCCAUCCACGUCUGAGAAGCAAGAAAUGAUCUCGUCGGGAAGACUCACUGCCGUCUCUAACUUGCCCACCCCCGAAUCCGCCAAGGGCGUCGCUCAAAUCUACCAAAAGUAUUCCAAAUUAUAGCAUGUUUCGACUCUCCUAUACUCUCGAAUAUACAGUUUAUUGUUAGUACCGUUAUAAAUGGAUCGAACUACUUGUUUUCAACUUCGCCAAAAUAAUAUUUUAUCUCUAUGUUGUUUUA